Messenger RNA from Naegleria fowleri, 1302 nucleotides. RefSeq lists its product as uncharacterized. The coding region runs from base 1 to 1302 and encodes 433 amino acids. Lineage: Eukaryota; Heterolobosea; Eutetramitea; Acrasida; Naegleriidae. Gene Ontology annotation, molecular function: protein binding. The record is from RefSeq and is a predicted model, not a curated record. The transcript has a single exon.
AUGGGAAAUUCUCAACUCGUGGUUCGUGAUGAUGAUCCUUCUCAUGAUGAUGAUCCUGAGGAGGAUGAGAAAGAAUGGAAGGAUAGAGAGAUAGCUCAUCCUACUCGUAAGAGUACCAUUUUGGUGAAAAGAAUGGUGGGUCGGGUUCUUCCGGAUCGUUUCUUGCGUUCCAGUUCAGUGGUUUUUCAAGAGGGAUCAGAACGGAAGAAGAGUGAUGAUACUCUCGAGAUCUCGGAUCAUUCUGGUGGAAUUACAAAUUCCUUGAUGAUGAUGGGAUCUUCUUCGUUUGAAAAUGGUGGUCUUGUUGAACUAUGUACUGAAUUUAUUUCCUAUCGGAGAAGUUUUUAUGAACGACAUGAGGAAUAUACCAUUCAAUUUGAACAACGUAAUGCGAGUUGUAAAUUAUUGAACACGAGAGAGGGAUUGAUUACGGUAGAUAUUAUUGAGAUGAUUAAAAGUUAUUUGCCAUUGGAAGAUUGUUGUAGUUUGGCACUGACAUGUAAAUUGGCAUGGUUUUACUGGUUUGGAGAUCAACAGUUUUGGUGGAACCGUUUGAAAGGAACACAAAUAAUGACACACUUUGUUAAAUAUCGUCCGUUUUUAUGGAGUCAUAUUAAGGUGAGAGAUUGGAAGGAAUUGUGUCUUCAUAUCAAAUAUUCAUGUCAAUGGAAACAAAUAUGUCGGGAGUGUACUGUUGAUUUCUCGAAUUCUGAGUCAACUAGUGUGCCAAUUUACGACUUUUAUUAUGCUUGCAAAGUCGAUAAGGAGCAUGAAGAAAUUCAACAAUUAACAGAAACAGCAACAUCUCAGACUUUGGUGACCUUGAAUGGUAUGCGUUACAAAUCGAGGUUUGGAACGCUCGCACAGGAUGAUAAUUUAAGGAAUACCACAGGAGCAACUUGUGUACUUUUUAUCAAUGUUGGUUAUAAUGGGAAUGGUACAAACGCUUUUAAAAUCAAGUCAAUGUUUUCCACAUAUUGCGACCGAGUUAGGUUUUUGAUUUUGGUGUAUAAUUUCACAAAAGCUGAGAAUCACGAGGAAGUUGGUAAAAGCUUUUCUCAUUCUGUCAACAUGAGAGAGAUUCAAUUUUGGAGAGAACAGUCCUUUCUAUUUAAUACUCCAUAUUUGGAGGUAUUGGAAGACCAGAGAUUCUCAAUCAAUCGCACCCAGUUGAUUGCCAUGAUCAAGAAAAUGCACAUGUGGAACGUGCUGACCCAUGUUGGAAGACCAAAAAGCACAGAAGCCUCAAAAAUGUUAGAAUCGUUUUUACUGUCUUUUCGACAAGAUUUAAAGUAUAGUUAA